Messenger RNA from Varroa destructor (honeybee mite), 851 nucleotides. It is a transcript of the gene ND-B18, whose product is annotated as NADH dehydrogenase (ubiquinone) B18 subunit. The record is from RefSeq and is a predicted model, not a curated record. NCBI's taxonomy places the organism in Eukaryota, Metazoa, Arthropoda, Arachnida, Mesostigmata, Varroidae. Gene Ontology annotation, cellular component: mitochondrion; respiratory chain complex I.
CCCAAACUGCCUCUUGUGUUAGAGGUCGCUGAUUAGAACAUUGGUAAGUGACUUCGUGAACUGAAUCUUUACUCCAGUUGGUUUCGCUAUCAUUCAUUAUGGGGAAUAUCCAGUUUGGUAAUACACAGACUUUAGGUGCGUAUUGGGCCACUUCUUACCAUGAAGUGGAUCCCGAUGGUUAUCAGAAACCGAAACCGCUGAAAAUCACGCACGAUCCUAUGGAAGGUUUUCCGAACGGACGUAAGCCCAGGGUAAUGGUGGCAACUAAUGAAGAAAUGCUUAGCGCCAGGCUUGCCCCUCAUGAACGUGAUUAUUGCGCCCACAAGCUUAUUGCCUUUAAAAAUUGCCGCUACCAGAAGUUCCCAUGGGUCGCCCUGUGUCACAGAGAGAAGCACGACCUUGAGCACUGUGAAUUCGAAGAUUUCAUGAUCCGAAUCAAGGAGCAUGAACGAGAGAAACGACUUCGGAAGCGCGAUAAGGAGCGCGCAAAGAAGCAGGCACGAGAAGCAGGGAAUCGAGCUCGAUUCGAGGUCGGACUGGUCCAUUAACAGAAACUAUCAUAACGACAGCGGUUGUCUACAUCAGCUUGUUUUUGAUUUUCUGAGCCAUCAUGGUGGUUUCUGGUCUUCUGAGUUCAUUUAGUCGAGAGCAAGUCUAGUGUUGAAAAUAGUGUCUGAGUAGGAGGGGAAUUUGUCUGAUACGAAAAACGCGGGAAUAAAUUUAGUGAAGAUAAUAUACAGCAUCAACGAGUAACAGAAAGGAAAAGAUGUAAGUAACAACGAGUUAUCUUUUAAGCAAUGCAACAAAAUGUAACAAACGACGUUAAUGACAAUAAAAAAAAAGUGUAAUCA